CAGAACCUUCAGAAAUGUACUGCCACAGUCAGCGGUACUGGGGUCUGGGUUACGGGGGUCUAAAUUGUGUGUGUAAAGCAUGUCUGUGGGCAGAGCCGCCACAGACUUACGCCUACCCUCACAGCUCUGGCUUUUCUCCCACCGACGCGCCUAGUGUGCACCGAUUAAAGGGCUGUCGAUAAUAAACUUCGAAUAAGAGAUUAAAUAAGUCAAACCGUCAAGGCAUGACGCCAGCUAUGUACCGAAAAACGGUGCUUUUUUCGGCGGCUCCUGGUGCCAUUUUGAUGAAGUCACGAAGGAAACAGAUUCGUUUUCCAUGCGAAAAUACGCCACAGAAAUGAAUACCUCUACUUAGAUCUUUUCUCUUUUGUCGUGAUUUUUGUUUCAUUCGACGCCUUAGUUGGUUGUGAAAGUGCAACGGAUCCCCAUGGGGCAGCAAGACGGACAAACAGAAAAUAUUACAGAGUAAUUGCACCCGCAGUUUCGGCUUUGAUCGCAGACGCUGCAAUCCGUUUUGACAACGAAGACCCAGAGCAACUGGGUUAAACCGAAUCCCACAUUCAUUGCUGUGUUUCGAACGACCAGUGAAUAUAAAGCGGGAAAAUGCUGUUGGCGUCCGCAGUGGUGGUGUGGGAAUGGUUAAACGAACACGGGCGCUGGCGACCCUACAGCCCCGCCGUGUGCCACCACAUCGAAGCGGUGAUGCGGAGCGACCCUCGCACCGGCAGCGUCGUCUUGGGCCAAGUGGACACCCGCCUCUCGCCUUACAUCAUAGAUCUCCACUCCAUGCACCAGUUCAGGCAAGACACAGGCACCCUGCGCCCCGUGCGCCGCAGCUUCUAUGACCCCGCCUCUGCUCCAGGCCAGGGCUGGCUCUGGGAGUGGGAGAACGACUCGGGCUCCUGGACGGCCUACGACACGGAGGUGGGCAUCGCCAUCCAGGCGGCGCGGGACCGCCAGCAGCCCUGGCUUGACUUGGCGCCACUCGGCUUCUGUUACCUCAUCGACUUCCAGAGCAUGACCCAGAUCAACCGGCAGACGAACCGGCGACGGCGCAUCCAGAGGCGCUCGGACUUGGCCUACCCGUUGGUGUCCGGGCCGUUACCCAAGGCCUGGGGGGCAAGCUCCCCUGGGGGCGGUGCCUCAGCCGGCGGGCUUGUCAGCGUGGGAGCGACGGCAGUGAGUGGGAGCGGCGGGGCAGCCUUCGCUGGUGGCUCCCUGUCCGUGUCGUCCCUCAGCAGCCUGAGCCAGCCCUGUGCCUGCCCGCAGUGCAUGCUGGUCCUAAGCGUCAAGGCCAGCGCCAUGGCACAUACGCUGGGCCGGCGACCAGCGCAGACAAAGCCCCCGAGCCCUAAACUGACCCUGGGGGGACGCUUGUCUACCUCCUCGGCCUCCCCCAACUCCAUCUCCUACUCGCACACACUGCCACAUCCCCUGUCCCUGAGCCGCUCACUCUCGGCACACAGGAGCCCUGCCACUUAUGCCCAGUCGCUUUCCCUGCUGGGCCCUGCACCCCCUCUGCUGUCUCUGUCCUCCGCCCGAACCCCACCUCCCCCUCUCCCAUCACUGCCCCCGCCGCUGCUCCCUCCCAGCCACCCGCACCAGCCGCCGCUUCCCCCACCACCACCCCCACCGCCCAUCUCGUCCGCACCGCCUGCAUCAAACCCCUCAUCCGCCACCAACAGUGUCACCACCACCUUGCUCCCCAGUGCUUCCCUCAUCCCCACGGCAACGGCAUCAUCCCUCUCCUCUUUGCCAGCUGGCCCCCCUCCUGCCCAGAGGCCCACAGCUUCCUCUGCCGCUUGCACCGCACCGCUGCCCGCCCGGUCCAGCCUGGCGGGUCUCAGCCGGCCCACCCUGCACCGCAUCGCCAUGGCGCAGUCCCGUGCCCUCAUCGCCUCCGGGGUCCCCACUGUCCCAGUGAAGAAUCUUAAUGGUUCCAGCCCCGUACACCCAGCCCUGGCAGGCAUUACAGGUAUCCUGAUGAGCGCAGCAGGUCUCCCCGUAUGUCUGACCCGGCCCCCCAAACUUGUCCUGCAUCCACCCCCUGUCAGCAAGAGUGACAUCAAGCCCAUUCCAGGACUGGGACACUGUUGCCGAAAGACCAGCAAGAAGCAGGCCCGAAAGAGUAGAACUCCAGAAGAGGUGGUAAAGAAGUAUCUGCAGAAGGUCCGUAACCCCCCUGAGGAGGAUUGCACCAUCUGCAUGGAGCCACUAGGUGGCCCCUCGGGUUACAAGGGCCCCAGCGUGGGAGGUGUUUCACGGGGCGAAUCGGUCGGCCGUCUGGCACAGUGUGGACACCAGUACCACCUGCAGUGCCUGGUCGCCAUGUAUAACAACGGCAACCGCGAUGGUAGCCUGCAGUGUCCCACCUGCAAGACCAUCUAUGGCGUGAAGACUGGGAGCCAGCCGCCCGGAAAGAUGGAGUACCACGUCAUCCCCCACUCGCUGCCCGGGCACCCCGACUGCAGGACCAUCCGCAUCAUUUACACCAUCCCGCCUGGCAUCCAGGGCCCUGAGCACCCAAACCCAGGCAAGCCCUUCACUGCCAGAGGCUUUCCUCGACACUGCUACCUCCCCGACAGCGAAAAGGGCCGUAAGGUGCUGCGCCUGCUGCUGGUGGCCUGGGACCGCAGGCUCCUCUUUUCUGUGGGAACCUCCAGCACCACUGGCGAGUCAGACACCGUCAUCUGGAAUGAGAUCCACCACAAGACUGAGUUUGGCUCCAACCUGACUGGCCACGGAUACCCAGACCCAGGGCACCUGGACAAUGUGCUGGAGGAGCUGCGAGCCCAGGGUAUCACAGAGGAGGACAGUCUGCCUCACGACUGAGGCCUGAACACAGCAAGAGCAGGGACGAAGCCCUGCAUUAAAGGAUCCAGUGCCUCAUAUCACAAACACUUCUGUGAUAGAGAGGCAGGUAAAGAUCAGGUGGUGUAACCAAGCAGAAUGACUAGCUCUGCCAGCACCUGGACACAGAAAACGAGACUGCUUAGGUCUGUUAACCAGCAAAAGUGCACGGCAAUGGAAUGUGAAGCUGAGUGAAGGUGAGCGAGCACUAACACUGCCACUAUUUAGACCCUGAUGUGAAUUUGCGUAGUCUGCAGCUGCAAAAGGGGUAAUAAUCCGCGGUGCCAUAAAAAGACACGUGACCUGAAGAGUCCGUUUUUAUCCUGGCACAGCAUGACGUCAGGAUUUUUAUGCCAUCUAGUGGCACUCAUAUCUACAUUCCGUUAAACUAUCGAAUUUAAUGAUUAUUUAAAACAGCAUUAAAUGUGUAAUGCAUUUUCGUUCAUUCGUCUUUGUGUACUUUAACACAUUCAGAUGCAUUUAAUUUGUAACCUUUAAAAAUGUCUCCGAGUAGGCGUGCUUGUGUCUGCUUAUGCAGAAGCGGUAUCGCCCAUACCACGUGAAGCGCCUUGUGUCUGAUGCGCGUGUCCUUAGCAUUUAAUUUCGUCUGAUAGAGAAUAUCGACUAGACCGAAACCGGGUUUGUUAAUCCGGCGAGUUACGACAUAGUUACGGCUUCACGUAUCAAGCCAGAGUUCCAGGCAGUAGGGCACGGUGAGAAGCGAAAUGCUGUUUUUAAAAAAUGUAGGAUUGGACAGGUUGCCAGAGGUAGUAACUGUAGUAGGCGGAAUCGUGGGACAUUGAGACAUCAUUUUUCAGAGAAAAUUGGCGAUUUAAAUAGCACGUCAUAGGAAACUCUAUUAACCAAACACACCCCGUCAGGUUCGUAGCGGUUCUCCGCUUGCGCAUGCGCUCGUGGCUAGUUUAUUAGGGACACCUCAUUAACGCAAUUAAACAACAUGCAGCACACAAGCAGCAUCAGGAGUUUCACCGUAUAAUAUAGCGGGUAUCUAAGCGUGCUGCUUCAGUUACAUACAUGUAGCUCAGACUGAUAAUAUCAGAGGGGAAUUGCCAUACUUGGUAAAACUACAAAAGCUGAAACUGCAAAAAUAUAAAAUAAAUAUAGCAGGUCAGUGCAACAGUUGUCUGCAGAACGGCUUUCCUGAAUGUACAUCUUUUCUACUCCUAAAGCUGUCCUGUACUAGCUAGGUGUAACUAAUAAAGUGGCAGCUGCUUGUGUAUGUCAGCAUUUGACUAAUUCAUAGCCUGUCUGGUUUUGAGCUGCAGUAAAAACGGCGAGUGCGCCGCUGCCCCUUGGAUUGAGUUGCCCCGACAGCCCCUGCCCAGUCUUCCGCGCACCUUUGGCCGUCUGUCCGGUCUCCACGUUGGGUCAAUGAAUGACCUGCUUAUAAACAUGUACUGUUACCUGUGUGUGUAUGCGUGCACAUGCAUAAUAUGUACAUAUAAAUCGAUUUCGUUAUGUAUUGCGCGUAUGUACACUGAUUUAAGAACUUUUUUAAGUACUAAGGAGCAACCUAGCGCUGCCCCCAGUUUUUGUAAACUUGUAUUUUUUUUCCCUGAAAGUUGCUCUUGAAAAUUUCUUCUCUUACCGUUACUGCGAAAGCGCAUUGAAUUCAAACGGUAUAAAAAUAUAUACACGUUAUUUCGUAAUUAUGAUUUAGGCCCACUAUCUCCUAAUUACGAGAAAGUAUCCUGUAAUUAUCAGGAAGAAGUUGCGGGAAAGAAUUUGGAUACCUUCUAUUGUAAUUAUGAAUUACUACCUCGUAAAUACAAAAUAUUUUCCUGAGAUAGUAAAUCAUAAUUACAAAAUAAGGUGUCUAUUUUUUUUUUCAUGUGACUUCAGUGCGUUUUCGUAUUUUCCAGUAUUUACUCUCCUUUCCAUUUUGUGCCUGGUUUUAUACAGUUAUUGGUCAUUUUGUUUUUAAAUCAUAUGAUCGUAAAUGUAUGACUUGUGUAUACAUCGUGUACAAAGCAGUUGCGUGUAUGUCUCUUUUUACGUUAAGUUUAAAGGUACAAUUCGUGAUUAGUGCAUUUACUUUUCAGAAAUCGGUUAUAUACGAGAAUGUUUUAAUUGAUAUACAAUGAAAAUGAACAAAAUAGAAAACAGUGUAAAUAACGAUGAAAUAUUCAUUAAACAAUUCGAAUUCCG
This is a messenger RNA of Brienomyrus brachyistius, 5019 nucleotides long. Its product is annotated as E3 ubiquitin-protein ligase DTX4-like. Gene Ontology annotation, cellular component: nucleoplasm. The transcript is spliced from 10 exons. NCBI's taxonomy places the organism in Eukaryota, Metazoa, Chordata, Actinopteri, Osteoglossiformes, Mormyridae. The record is from RefSeq and is a predicted model, not a curated record. The coding region runs from base 604 to 2832 and encodes 742 amino acids. Gene Ontology annotation, molecular function: ubiquitin protein ligase activity; zinc ion binding. Gene Ontology annotation, biological process: protein ubiquitination; Notch signaling pathway.